CAAUUAUUUCUGUGGCCCAUAUUGUGUGUGAUACCCGUACAUGAUUAUCAUAGUAACAAAAAUCCCAACUCCCUAUACAAAAAAGAAUAUUGCAGUGGCAUAGCAACCGAUUGUUAUAUCAAUAAUUUCUAAUUUCAUCAACGACAUAGUGACACAGGGUAGACUUUUGGCGUCACCCACUCGUCAAAAUGGCUAAAAAGGGCCAAGCAGUUCAAUUGCAAACAGAAGUCAGCAAUGAUGAAGAAUGGGAUAAGCUUUUGCAAAAAGAUGGACUCAUCGUGGUGGAUGUGUAUUCUGAUUGGUGUGGACCUUGUCAAGGCAUGGCAGCCAAUCUGAAAAAACUGAAACUGGAGUUUGGAGGAGAUAUGCUUCAACUGGCGAUGGUACUAACAAAUUAUCCUAAUGCUUGAAAACGCCCCAUCUUUUUUAUUUCAGGCGAAAUGUGAUAAUAUAACAGCCCUGGAAAGGUUCAGAUACAAGAGUGAACCCACAUGGAUGUUGAUUUCUAAAGGAAAAAUGGUGAGUCUGAUGUUUGGUGCAGACGCACCAAAACUCACUAGACUCAUCAUGGAAGAACUCAAAAACGAACAACUGGUCGCCAGCGGUGAAAAAAUUCGGGAAAACAUAAUGGAAAUAACCGAGAUGACGGAAGUAGAACUGACAAGAAACGAAGAAGCAGAUAGCGUCACCAGAAAAGCCAAAGAAAAAGAAAACGCCAAACGAGCAAAAGAAAUACACGAUAGAAAAGUAGAAGAAUGCCACAAUAUCCUCAACAACUUGCACAGUUUCGGCGUCGUUUUAAUUUUCCCCAACGCCAGAGAAAAGUACUGGGAAGUAAUGGCCGACACGAUACAAGAAGCUGGCCUAGCUGUCCAUCAAACCGAGAAGGUCAAACUCAAUAAGGAUGCAGUCGAAGAUAUGCUGUACUUCUGUGACAACAAAUUGUCGCCAAAAAAUAUCAACGAUUUCUCACAAAACAGAGUUUCGAUAGCACUUUUGAUGAAGCGCAGCUCCGAACACUUAUCUGGGGAAAUCGACGAAGUGGUUCUGCAAAUGGUUUACGGAAAUAGCAGAAAACCACCUGGGGAUGGAAAAUCCCCUAGCCAGAGAUUGAUGCCCAAACCUGACAAUGUCGAAGAAGAAGAAGAAAAUAUACUCAUUGGUAUUUGGGCACCUCCCAAUAAUCUCAGCAAAGCCCUAGCCUUGAAACACCUGUUUCCUAAUCUAUCAGCUCCUUAUAAAUUCCCUGAAGUGGAACCAUCGCCUUUUUAUGUGGCAGUUGGCUAUGACGCUUUCAAAGCACCAGAAGUCAUGGAACUGUCUGAAAAAUACCCCGGUCAAGUUAUGGCUAUGGGAUUUUUCACCAGCGAUAUACCACCUGCAGCUCAACUUAUCGCCAAAACAGUAAAAGAAUUCGAUGAAAGAACUGACGUUCCUACCUACGAAGAAAAGAUCGUUAUACAACUGGCGAAGACCAACCCAGACUGUCUGAUGGCGUUCUCGGAACUAGGCCCUUCUUACAUGAGCGCAGACGCAGAAGCAGGCGAAAUAGACUGCCAGUACCUUUUCCCGCAAGGCUACAACGUCGCACAAGAAGAGAUCGUGCUGGUUAAGAAGAAAACGAAGAAAAAGGGCAAGCCCAAGCCGUACACGCAAGAAGAAACCGCCUCAACGGCUGCUAGCGACCUCACCAAAGACCAGAGCGAUCUGGAUCAUGAGGAGUUGGAGGAGGUCGAUAGUGAGGAGGAGAAGGUUGCUGGGGAAACUUUGGAGUAUGUUGAGGUGACUGGGGCUGAUAAAGCUACGUCGCCUAUAGAGGAGGAGAAGAUCGAAGAGUAGAGGUGUUCCGUAUACGAAGUGUUUCUUUGGAAAAUGGAAAUACAGCAACAGAAGCAACGAUUCUGAAUGUACCAUUGAUUUUACUGUCGAUGUAUUAUAACAAUGUCGAAUGAUCACAAUCGAAUUUGUAAAGAGCACAAAACAUGUUCUUUUAAUUUUUCCGUAUAGAAUUUUACUCCCAAUAUGUUGGGGGACCACAUUAAGCUACCUUUUAUUCUAUUCCUAGAGUGAAGUUUUGACCAUAGAUCUUUAACGUGGUUUUCGCACAUUUUUAUAAUCAAAUUAGGAUAUUAAAAUAUUGGAUAAA
Molecule: messenger RNA, 2146 nt
Organism: Phaedon cochleariae (mustard beetle)
Lineage: Eukaryota; Metazoa; Arthropoda; Insecta; Coleoptera; Chrysomelidae
Source: the annotation of a GenBank genome assembly